Messenger RNA from Fragaria vesca subsp. vesca, 870 nucleotides. RefSeq names its product probable xyloglucan endotransglucosylase/hydrolase protein 26-like. The record is from RefSeq and is a predicted model, not a curated record. Lineage: Eukaryota; Viridiplantae; Streptophyta; Magnoliopsida; Rosales; Rosaceae. Bases 1 to 870 code for a protein of 289 amino acids. Gene Ontology annotation, cellular component: cell wall; apoplast. Gene Ontology annotation, molecular function: hydrolase activity, hydrolyzing O-glycosyl compounds; xyloglucan:xyloglucosyl transferase activity. The transcript is spliced from 4 exons. Gene Ontology annotation, biological process: xyloglucan metabolic process; cell wall biogenesis.
AUGGCGAUUCUGCAAGCUUUCUUGAUAGGCUUGUGCACCAUUGCUUUUUAUCAAAGUUCAGUUAAUGCAAAGUUUUCGAAGAGCAUGUACAUCACCUGGGGUCAGCAGCAUGCUGCAAUUCAAGGCAAUGGCGAAGAUGUCCAACUCGUGCUCGAUCAAACUUCAGGAUCUGCUGUUCAAUCAAAGAGAGGUUUCUUAUUCGGAAGCAUUGAGAUGCUCAUUAAGUUGGUACCUAAUAAUUCUGCAGGCACAGUAACAGCUUUCUAUCUCUCAUCUACAGGAAGCAAACAUGACGAGAUAGAUUUCGAAUUCUUAGGAAACGUUUCUGGACAACCUUACAUUAUCCACACAAACAUCUAUACACAAGGAAAUGGAAGCAGAGAGCAGCAGUUUUACCUCUGGUUUGAUCCAACAGCUGAUUUUCACAACUACACCAUACAUUGGAACCCAACCACAGUUGUGUGGUACAUCGAUGGACUGCCAAUUCGUGUAUUCAGAAACUACGAAAACGAGGGCAUUGCUUACCCCAGCAAGCAAGGGAUGAGGGUUUACUCCAGCUUAUGGAACGCAGAUAACUGGGCAACCAGAGGCGGACUAGUCAAAAUCGACUGGACCAGCGCCCCAUUCAUAGCUAGAUUGCGCAAUUUCAGAGCGAGAGCUUGCAAGUGGGAUGGACCGAGCAGUAUCACGCAAUGCGCCGCAGCUACUCCUGCAAACUGGUGGACAUCUCCUAUAUACAAGCAGCUGAGCAAUGCUAAGUUAGGCCAGCUGAAAUGGGUUAGAGACAACCACAUGAUCUACGACUACUGCAAAGACACUAAACGAUUCAACGGAAACAUGCCUGUGGAAUGCUCCAAACAACAAUUCUAA